Molecule: messenger RNA, 1240 nt
Organism: Bicyclus anynana (squinting bush brown)
Lineage: Eukaryota; Metazoa; Arthropoda; Insecta; Lepidoptera; Nymphalidae
Product: ommochrome-binding protein
Exons: 2
Coding region: 139-981 (280 amino acids)
Molecular function (GO): protein binding
Source: RefSeq, a predicted model, not a curated record
AACUAAGACUUACGAGAUCUAUGAAGAUGAUUUGUGAUACACAGUUAUUAUACAUAUGAAAGUGAAAUAAGUCGAUUGCAAUUAAAAGUAUGAUUUGUGUACAAUAGGAAGACUUAGUGCAAACCGAAUUUAGAAUGAAUGAAGUUAAUUAUACUUUUGGCACUAUUCGCAUAUGCAGGAGCGCGAAUUCCUAUUGAAAACUGUGAUGGUAUUGUAGUUCAUAACAUCAAACAUGAACCUCAAAUACUCAAAAGUAAUAUAUCGAGCCCGUAUCAAUUAGCGAUCGACUUUAACACGAACACUUUGUUCUUCAGUUACUCAAGUUCUGAUCCAGACAAGUCUUUUGAAUCGGCAUACUUCAAUCUGAAAACCAACGAAUUCGGAAUUAUAACUGGUAUCCAGGGAGGAUUCGCUAAUGCUGUGGACGAGCAUCGAAACAUUGUGUAUUUGGGUGGUCAAGACGGCAUAUACCAGUUUGAUUAUGAAACCAAAGCAGCUAAACGUUUAAAAGUUACCGAUCAUAACAUUUGGCAAUUGUUCUUCAAAAAAGAUUUGUAUUACUCGUCAUAUCCAGACGAACAUGUUUACGUGGUAAAGAAUGACCAACCUCAUAGAGUGCCUGAGCUAAUUGAUACGAAGGGAAUGUUAGUGGCUAUUGAUAAUUUAGACAACAUUUACUUUUCAAACUCAUCUGGACUAUUCGUUCAUAAGAAGAUCAAGAAUUAUAUUUCAUACGUUGGUGACUACAAUGUUAACGGUAUCACGUAUGAUUUGAAUGGUAAACUGUUCUUUUCUACUCCAGAUGGCUUAUAUUAUAUCGAUGAUAACACUAAACAAGUGGAAAAGCUUACUUCUAUAGAAAACGUGUAUGGAAUAGCCAUCGAAGCUGACGGGAGCAUUAUAUAUGCGUCUGAAGAUAAUCUUAUUAGACUAAGACCAACGAAAACGUAUUGCUUUAAUAACGAAAAGAAAAAUCACUAAAAGCCUUCCUAUUCAAUAAAAUUAAAAUGAGAAAGAUUUGGCCUCUUGUAAUGAAUAAUAGCUACAUAAUUUAUAUGAUGGUUAAAAAGAAAAAUAUUUUUUUAUAUUUUAUUAAAUUAAAUGUUCAUUAAUUGUGUAUAAAUGUAUAUAAACGUUGUCAAUUAUUUUCAACUUUAUUUUAGUUAUCUAAUGUGUACCUAAUUAUAUUUGUAUAUUUCAUAUUUCAGCAAUAUCAUAAAAACUACUGAUCAUAUUUGCA